UUUCAGAGCCUGCCUGAGCAGCUGGAAUAUUGGCCUGCAAUUAUUGCGACAGAUGUAUCUGUUUCAGCAAAGGGUGCCGAAACAACAUUGGGUGCCGUUUUGAUAGCCGACUCGAAACGUUUUCUUCAAGUAGACAAGUCAGUGAAAUGUAUACCGGCAAUGCCGGGUGAUGAAGCACCCACGAUGCUGCAGAUAGCCGAGAUGGAGGACAAUGAAACUGAGCCGCUACUGAACAGAAGCAAACAAACAAUAUUCCAGCGUACAUUGAGUGCCUUCAGAAAAUCCAAAGAUCCUACAAAACUACCACCAAUCGAAAAACUCGAUUUGGAGCAGGUCAUCGAUGAAACGCAAUACAGUUGGUGGACGAAAUAUUACAAUUCGAUUUAUACAUAUCAGGUAAGUGCAACAAAGUGGUGCCAUUCGCAUUUAUACAAGCACAGUCUGGUCAUCUAUCACAACGAGUUGGAGCGUCAGGCUGAUUUCAGCUAUUUGCACGAUUGGGCCGAACCCGUCAAAUUGGUGCAUGGUGUAAGGUAUAAAAAGAAUUCAAUGCCAAAAGAAGAAACAUAUGCGACACUGAAAUUGAACAUUAAGUUGGUACCCUGCAAGUGCGGCACCAAUGAUGGCGGAGAUGGCAUAAUGUUACGCCCAUUAGCAGCGGCGCUGAAUCCGCGUUACCAGGCCGAAUUGCACACACUCACCGAUCUCACCAAGAUUAUUGUGCGCGUUUAUGUGGUGCAAGGCGUACAAUUGCGUCCACAUGAUAAGAGCACCAAAUCGGAUGCUUACGUCAAAUUGCAUUUAGGCGGCAAGACUAUUGCGAAUCGUGCGUAUUAUGUGCCCAAUGAGAGUAAUCCAAUCUUUGGGAAGUGCUUUCAAAUGGAGGGAGUGCUGCCAAGGUAUUUAAAUAUGAGUGCACUAUGCAAAAUAGGAAAAUGA
Messenger RNA from Rhagoletis zephyria (snowberry fruit fly), 939 nucleotides. RefSeq names its product myoferlin-like. The record is from RefSeq and is a predicted model, not a curated record. Lineage: Eukaryota; Metazoa; Arthropoda; Insecta; Diptera; Tephritidae. Gene Ontology annotation, biological process: plasma membrane organization.